AUGGUUCGAACCCACGCACGCACAUGCACGUCCCUCAGCCACUUCCGCACGUCCCUCAGCCAAUCGCGCACGUCCCUCAGCCACUCGCGCACGUCGCACUGCCCGCACUUCCCGCACUGCACUUCCCUUGCACUUCCCUCGCUUCCCCUGCAAGAAGGAGGAGGAAUAGAAUGCGCUAGGGCAAGUCCAUUUUCUUCUUCAUCGACAUAUGCGCGCGGCGCGUUUCUAAUCGUUUUCUGGGUUUUCGUUUCUUGUGUGUUGGGUGUAUUGGGUGUAUUUGUGGGUCUUGCUAUCUCUGUUUAUUCAUGGCUUGUGUCGGGCGUCGUUUGGAUCUCUUCAUCGUCGGUCGCGCGCUGGCUGUCGACUGUUGAUCUUGAUUCCUUGGCGGCUGCGCUUCCUGAUGCUCGGGUGCAUGCUUGGGCUACACAGGCGUUGCGACACCUGAACAAGGGCAAGGGAAAGGAUGGCGCGGGAAACCCGAAUAUCAAUGUCCAAACUGCGGUGGGCGUGGUGCUGCUCAGCGUUGCGGCCGCUGCUGUGUUUUGGAAGAUCAAGCCCGAGUAG
This is a messenger RNA of Psilocybe cubensis, 564 nucleotides long. RefSeq lists its product as uncharacterized. NCBI's taxonomy places the organism in Eukaryota, Fungi, Basidiomycota, Agaricomycetes, Agaricales, Agrocybaceae. The record is from RefSeq and is a predicted model, not a curated record. Bases 1 to 564 code for a protein of 187 amino acids. The transcript has 2 exons.